AUGUCUUUUAAAACUGUUGAAGAAUCCGUAGCCGUUUUUGAGAGCGCACUGCCACAGCAGGGUUGCCGAGAUCCUGGUUCGAACCUCGCGCAACCACCGAUAUGUGGUGAUCAGGUAUCGCAUUUCUUUGACAAUGAUCUGAAUAAUUCAAAUCACUCAUCAUACAGUAAUUUUCUCGACAAUGACCUCGAUGAUUUGAUACUCUUCCCCAAUGACGAAUUCCCAAGUUACGAUCUCGAGUUCGAUUACGAUUUGUUUGCAUAUCAAGAUGGGAUGGGCGAACUUGCAUCCAAACCCACAGCGGGGUCAUCCAAUAACCAAAAUCCCUUGCAAUGUCAGACCACAUCUCAAAGAUUGGAUAAUUCUCAGCCAACUAAUGAUCACCAGGAUCUAUCGAUUGCUGAAGUAAGAGACCGCUCUUUUCAUUUUCCUAGCCAAGCGGAAUAUACUCAAUCUGAAAUGUCAGAACCGGCCCAAACGCCGAUAAAUUCACAACAUAUACAAACAUUAUCGAAAGCUGGAACAAUCUCUGGAUCAGAUCUUUAUUAUCAUGGCCUUGAAACGCACGGUAAAUCACGACAAUGUCUAUUCUUCGAAUAUAAGGCUCUUGAGAACAACUUGGAAGGGUCCGUAGAAAUCCAUAGGCAGAUACUUCCCCCUCGACGAUCGACUAGGAACAAGGGAAUCUGUUCAACGGGAGGGGCUGGGAACCUUGCUCUCCCUCAUCAAACAACAAAUGUUCUAGAAUCAAUGGUUCAAUAUUCCAGUCGACGCCUAGCUGAUUGUCCCGCGAGUCGCAAUUCCUCAAUUUCUGCUGGUGUCGAAUUUACCAGUAACGAUUUCAAACCCCUGAACCGAUCGUUUGUCGCCUCAGAAAUCAGAAAAGCGAUACAGGAUAUCUAUCGCGAUGCUGGCUUCAGGGGGGAGACUACGAAAACGGAAAGCUUGGUUGGAGAAUCUAUACUGGAGAUUGUUCGAGACGGAGACAUACCUUGGGAGAAUAUGAAGCCUAUGAAAAUUGCGGAAUCAGUCUAUAAGAUUUACUCCGAAGCAGGAUACGAUCAGCUUAUACCGCAGAAUAUUUCCUCUAGAAGACACGCAUUCUCUGAAUCGACACCACGAACAAACAGAAACCCCUCAGUCUUUUCACUUUCAUCUAAGCGUCCUAGCGACUGUGAAGGUUCCACCAGUGUCGCUUCCUCUUUCAGUAAGCGGCUCAAAGUCUCCUCGGACGAAUACAAUUGUUACUACGCCAAUUGUAAUGCAAGCGUGGGACUCAAAGGGAUUGGACCCCACAACAAAAGCCAUAAUCCUUAUGAAUUUUUUGCUUGCAUUGUGCUUGGUUGCUCGAAAAUAUUCCCGAGAAAGGAGACUAUGAACAGUCACCUGAAGACCAAAUCUCACGAAGGCUAUCUUAAAGGUCUUUCGGAGGCUGAAAAGAACAGUAUAUCAGAACGGAUCAAGGAGAAUAAUUUCAUAAUCACAGAUAGGACCCAUGACCACUGCUCUCUCUGUGACACAAAGCUUCCUCGAGGUUCUUGGAAGAAAUGUUGGGAGAGCCACGUCCACAUCUUAAAACAUUUGAGAACUUCUACCCCCUUGGUCUUCCAGCACUUAUGCUCGGACAAGGAUAAGUGUGGAACGAAAGAUCAUUGGAAGACUAGCACCUGCAUCCAACCAGAGAAUCGAAAGCAGGUUCCAGAUAGCGAUUACGACGACUCUGAUUGCAAAGUACAAUCAGAGAUUGAUGAGGACCACCUUAGUUGUCCAGACAACGGAAAUAACACAGAGCCACAAGAGAGACCCAAUACAAAUCGUUAUGCCCAAGGGCCUAGCACUCAAGACUAUCGCGGGAGUAACGAGAGCUUUAGUGGUGAUAGUUAUCCAAGAAAUCGGGACCCAUCCGAAUACAUAAGUCCAUACCACAACAAGAAGCCUCAAAUGUUUCAGCUUAUGUCUGAUAGACUGAUUCAUUCGUAG
Messenger RNA from Botrytis sinoallii, 1980 nucleotides. RefSeq lists its product as uncharacterized. The record is from RefSeq and is a predicted model, not a curated record. The coding region runs from base 1 to 1980 and encodes 659 amino acids. Lineage: Eukaryota; Fungi; Ascomycota; Leotiomycetes; Helotiales; Sclerotiniaceae. The transcript has 4 exons.